CUCAACCUUCCUCUGUGGCUAAGGCUCUGCUACAACUAUGCGUUAUACUUACGAACCUCGUAACCCCGCGAAGGCUGUCCGUGUCCGUGGAUCUGAUAUCCGUGUUCACUACAAGAACACCUAUGAGGUGUGUCAGGCCAUCAAGGGUAUGGGCCUCAAGGCUGCUCAGACUUACCUUGAGGAUGUCAUGGAGCACAAACAGGUUGUUCCCUUCCGCAAGUUCUGUGGUGGUGUCGGCCGUACUGCCCAGGCUAAGGCCUUCAAGGCUACUCAGGGUCGCUGGCCUACCAAGUCUUGCAAGGUCGUCCUUGGUCUCCUCCGUCAGGCUGAGGCCAAUGCCGACUAUAAGGGUGUUGAUGCUGAGAGUAUGACUCUCACUCACGUCCAGGUCGACGAGGCCCAGAGGGGUCGUCGUCGUACCUACCGUGCCCAUGGUCGUAUUGGACCCUACAUGAGCUCUCCUGCCAACAUCGAGUUCAUCUUCGAGCAAGAUGAUGAGACUGUUGAGAAGCCUGCUGAGUCCACCAGGAUUGUCAAGUUCACCAAGAAGCAGUUCGCCAAGCGCCGUCUUCACAUUGGUAACUAAGCAGCCACUACCAGUCUUAUCGGGAUAAUGCACAACAAUCUACAGCAGCAGAGUUUCGGUGGUGCCUAGCCUC
This is a messenger RNA of Perkinsus marinus ATCC 50983, 659 nucleotides long. Its product is annotated as 60S ribosomal protein L17, putative. Gene Ontology annotation, cellular component: cytosolic large ribosomal subunit; ribosome. Gene Ontology annotation, biological process: cytoplasmic translation. The transcript has 3 exons. Gene Ontology annotation, molecular function: structural constituent of ribosome. The record is from RefSeq and is a predicted model, not a curated record. Bases 38 to 586 code for a protein of 182 amino acids. Lineage: Eukaryota; Perkinsozoa; Perkinsida; Perkinsidae.